UGCCAACAUACACAACGCAAAAACGCCCGAGAGCGAGAGGGUGUGGGGAGCAAAGGGCGCCUCCUUUGCAAAGAACUCUGCAGCAUCAGGGAGGGAGAGCAAUUAAGACUUUAGUUCCUGUGGCGACGACGGGCGGGGUACGACAAGUGCAAAGCGCAGGUGUGCUUGUUGCGUGGACACGGUACGAGAUUCAUACGCUGCAGCCAUGAACCCUGUGAGAUACGCGCCUCUUUGCGGUGUUCUGUGUCACGGCAGUCUUCCCCUAGGGGCCAUGUUUUCGCUGGUGGUUGUCUUGGCGGGGUCGGUUGCUUCUGCCGACACAACCGGCAGCAUUUCGGCGCAGACUACUAGCGGCAACGCCGGUCUCCGCUCAGGCAAGGCAUGCGAUCCCGGGGACGCCGACUGCCUCGGAGACGAAAGGGACGACUCCAGCUUCCUCGGCUUCGCAUGCAUCUGUUACAUGGUCUCACUGUUUGUGGUGUUUCGCACCUUGCGGGUUGCUGCGAUGUGGGUGAGAGGAACUGCAAUACUCGUCCGUCUAUGGGCUAGGGAGAGGGGGCUUAUGGUCCGUCCAGGACGUCAGUUCCAAGGGUUGAUCAUCUGGCCAUAACUUUCAAGACCAUAUUUUCAAACUAGGCGGGAGUCCACCCGUUCUACAAGUGAUCCCCGCGUCGAGGCAGACGACACAGGUUUCGAACUAUAACUUUGCCAGGAAAAACAGGCACGCGAAAUAUUUAGUUCAAUUCUUUUUUGGGCCAAUCUUGAUUUGAAGACUGGGAGACGAUGUGGGAUUUUGAAAACAUGUGGAAUAUCUUACUCAGGUUUGAUUUUUUGCUUUAGUCGGUAAACCUCGACUCUCGGAACUAUGCAUACGAGGGGGAGUCGCGUGCCGCGCUCCAUAGGAAAAUCGUGCUGGUGGUGGUUAUCGCAGGACAACGAGCAACAAAAACCCGACCAGAUUCGGUUUGUGGGCCAUGUUUUUUUCGUCGAUGCUCGUCGAAAAUUGUUAGUAUGAAAUUCGGGAUUUGGGUAGAGCUGUUCAUAUCUAGUAUCAGAUAACUGGUCAAAAAAUAGGUCCUCAGGAUAUGCGAGCAAGGUUUUCAACAGGGGGGCACGGGGGGGAGGUGGAUGGACCAAACGGUUGGGACACGGCUGAUUGCUCGUGGUCUCUUGAACAUGCACUCACCACAGGCGAAUGUACCAGAAUUUUUGUACAAAGCACGAGCGCUAAGAAGUGCAAUGGAGAACACAGAAUCCUCUGCGGUUGUAGGGGGAGAUUGGAGAGGGGUCAGUAAAAGUGGAGGCUCGACUUGAGCACGCACACAGUAGCAUGGCGUAGCAGGGUCCAGGACCUUGCGAUGUUGGAAAGGAUCCCGAAAGUGAGAGAUAGAUGCAAGGGUAGGGGAAGUCGAAACGUCAGAGCUCUGUGUCUCUUGGAAGAAAGACGUUGUACAACAAGGCGCACGGCGUGGCGGGGCUCGGUCUUGUCCAGGGUAACCCUCCGCAGCACGUUCUUUGGCGGAUGAAGCCGGCAUGCCCUUCGUUACAAUUUUCUGCACCAAGGCGGGUGCGUUUGUACGUGCGGGUCUUCUUUUUUAAGUUGGAUUGUAUAGGCUUUUUUUGGUGUCAUGUAGUUUGGAGGGGUGGAAAGGAAUGAUUUGACCCAUCAGACUGUUGUUAGGAGCUUCGAGGGUGUCGUCGAUUUCUGUUUUUUUGUGAGAGAUUGCAUGUGAAGCUCUUCUUCCAAAUACUCCGGGGUGCGGAGAGGAGCCCACCUGAUCGACUGGAGAAACCUGACGAUGACCGACCCUCGGCGUGAUAGGGUUGCGAGCGGUGUAGCAAGUUGUUUGUGGUGGUCGUGGUGCUCCUGCAGCGUCGGUAGGGGCCAAGACGUAGGAUCCCAGCCAGAGCGAUGGAAGGCUUUCAGCUUCUUCUUUUUGUGGGACUGCAUUUCGGGCGCGGCAUGUUUGUUCUUCCUCUGCUCCACACACGUGGGCACUUCAUGUUGAUAGAAUGAAGUUCUCUUUGUGGCAGAGCACAUGUAGGUCUCCGUUAUUUUGUUCCUUCUGCCCUUUUUUCAGCGUGUGUUCGACCGGGGAUAGUCGCUUCCCGCUGUUGAAGAGAAAUGGAGCAAGACCUGCUGGAGAGAGCCCUUUCUACUUCGGAGAGAACAACGACAGCGCAUCAACAACCAAGACCACAGCCAGUGCCAGUGCCCGCCCUCUUGAGAAUCGGAGAGGAAUUGCCGUUCUUUCAACUGACAAAAAGGCCGAGGUUCAAGUUGCUAGUGCAGUUCUAGGUCAGGUCCAUUAACGCACGAUUACGCUGGAGCCUGUUUCUUUGUAGCCCG
Ectocarpus sp. CCAP 1310/34 is the source of this 2350-nucleotide messenger RNA. NCBI's taxonomy places the organism in Eukaryota, Phaeophyceae, Ectocarpales, Ectocarpaceae. The record is from the annotation of a GenBank genome assembly.